AGGAAUGCAGAACAAAACCGCGAAAUGUUUACUAGUGUGACGACGUUUCUGUGUCCUUUUAUGUCAAAUCAAAUGAGUCGAAGCGACUUGUUGUCGAACUGUCAAGUUUGCGGCUCCGGAACGUAGUCGACCAGCGAGCGAGGAUGAGUACGCAGUUCUUCAGUGAAAAAAAAAACUGAGUGCAUCGAUCAAUGAUUUAUAGCGUGACAGCGCAAACGAAGUGAAAGUUAGAGUUGUUUAUCUAAAUAUGCAAAACAUUCGCGCUGCAAUAUAUAAAAAUACACAAAAAUCUAAUAUAUAUAUGUGUCACAGAAUUAAUAAUAUAUCAAAACUUUUAAUAAAUUAAUUACAUAUCUCUCCGUGUCUUUUGUUUCAAUUACUUAAACUUCUUCCUAUUAUUGCAUGCUAACAUUAAUGCAAAAUAAAAAUAAAGUGUUUUAAAUGGCGAAAAAUUGAAACAGUACUGUUGAAACAGCAAGUUGUUAAGAAGUGAACUACGCUAAACAGCUGUGCGAGGUGUGAAUGAAAAGAUAUUUUUUGAAACCUGUGCAUCAGAAAGAAGUUGAAAAUGCUUGGUACUGUAACGGUGUUACUAGAUCCCUUCUUGCUUAUCGGACUUCUUCUGGGUAGCCUGUACUUUUAUCUUAGGGCGACUUUUGAUUUUUGGCAAUGUCGCGGUGUACCAUUCAAAAAGCCAACCGUGCUCGUCGGAAACUUCGGUCCUCUGCUCCUAUUCCGAAAAUCACAACCGGAAGGUGUCAAAGAGAUGUACCAAUGGUUCAAGGACGAGAAGUUCUUCGGCGCGUUCCGCGUAAGAUCCCCUGUAUUGAUUUUACGCGAUCCCGAUCUGGUGAAAAGUGUAUUCGUCAAGGAUUUUGCCUGCUUCACGAAUCGCGGAAUUCCAAUCAAUAACGCUCAGGAUCCGCUCUCCGGCCACCUGUUCAACCUCGAAGGGCGCAAGUGGAAGGGCCUCAGGUCGAAAUUGACGCCCGCGUUCUCGUCGGGCAAACUGAAGCGGAUGUUCUAUCUAUUGGUGGAAUGCUGCGAGGAGCUGCAGAGGCUCAUCGACGCGAGUUGCCACGCUGAUCGUAGUACGAUCGAGGUGCGGGAACUCGCAGCAAAAUUCAUCAUUGACGUCAUCGGCAGCUGCGCUUUCGGCAUACAGAUAAACGCCCUCACCGACGAGGAGUCCGAGUUUCAUCGGGCGGCGAAGAAGCUCUCGAAGCCGAGUUACAAGGCGACUCUCUGGAGGAUGCUGCGAACUGCCAUGCCAAGGUUGUACAGGCUGCUGGGUGUGCAGGUCAUCGAUCCGAGCGUCACCAGAUUCUUCAAGGACGUCGUGUCGCAGAUGAUCGAACAGAGGGAGAAAACUGGCGCGCGAAGACACGAUUUCAUGGACCUGCUGGUCGAGCUGAAGAACAAAGGCGUUUUGGAGAACGAAACCGGCGCGCAAGUCUGUAACAACGAGGACGCUCAAGCAGCGGAGGAAAUUGAAUUAGACGACAAUGCUAUUGCGGCGCAAGCGUUCGGCUUCUUCGCCGCUGGUUACGAAACCUCUUCGAACACAAUUGCGUUCUGUCUCCACGAAUUAGCUUUGAAUCAGGAAAUUCAAGAAAGAACCAGACGAGAGAUACACGAUGCCAUAGAAGCGCGAGAUAAUAAAUUAACUUAUGAUGCUGUACAAGAGAUGAAGUAUCUCGAUAUGGUAAUAUUAGAAACUCUCAGAAAAUAUCCGCCAGCCCCAUUGAUAUCUCGGAAGUGCGAGUAUAAUUAUCAGAUACCGAAUAGCAAAGUGGAACUGCCAGCCGGUAUGCGGGUGAUUAUACCGAUUUACGGCUUUCAUCACGAUCCAAAUUAUUAUCCCGAUCCGACAAAAUUCGACCCUGAGAGAUUUACGGAAGAGAAUAAACGCGCGAGACACCCUUACACUUAUCUUCCAUUUGGAGAAGGGCCACGAAAUUGCAUAGGUAUNNGAUUCGCGUUGCUGCAAAUCAAGAUGGGGAUAAUAUCGUUCCUCAAGAAUCACCGAGUCGAAAUAUGCGAAAGAUCGAUUGUGCCGAUAAAAUUUAGCAGACGGAGUCUUGUGACCACGAGCGAGAGGGGAUUUUGGCUUGCCAUCACUCCAUCCUCCUAGAUCUGUAGAGAUCUCUACUUAAAAAAAAAAAAAUGUUUUAAUUAAUAUGUGAUUAAACAUUAAAUGUAUACGUGUAAUCGCAAUCACAAAUAUAUCAUAUUUAAUAAUAUACGUAUUUAAUUGGCGGCAAAGAUAGAACAUCAGCUCUUGUUUCCUCGCCUGUGUUGUUUUGUAUAUAAGUUGCAUAAUUAAAAUUACACCGCAGAAUUAGAAGCGUCUUAAAAAAAGAAUUUAAUUAAUUAAGAGCUUAUAUUUUUAUAUUGUACUUUGUUCACACUGGAAUCUAUUAUAUCAAUUUAGUUAUAUGUGUAUAACUUUAAUAAUCGCUUUUAGGGAUUUAUGCACACGCAUAAAUAAUAACUCUUAAUAUGAUGUAUGUGAAAAAUUACUUUAAUCGAAAGAAUAAUAAAUAUGUGUAUGUGUAAA
Molecule: messenger RNA, 2560 nt
Organism: Formica exsecta
Lineage: Eukaryota; Metazoa; Arthropoda; Insecta; Hymenoptera; Formicidae
Product: probable cytochrome P450 6a13
Exons: 7
Coding region: 569-2134 (521 amino acids)
Molecular function (GO): heme binding; oxidoreductase activity, acting on paired donors, with incorporation or reduction of molecular oxygen; iron ion binding
Source: RefSeq, a predicted model, not a curated record